This is a messenger RNA of Anthostomella pinea, 369 nucleotides long. The record is from the annotation of a GenBank genome assembly. NCBI's taxonomy places the organism in Eukaryota, Fungi, Ascomycota, Sordariomycetes, Xylariales, Xylariaceae.
AUGGAGCUGCAUGCCACGCCGGGACCUGAACUGAGAAGAGGUGAGAAGGUCAAGGGGCCACUCGGGCGAGACUCCGAAUCAAGCAUCAUCGGUGAGCGCGACCGUUGGCAGUUCGUGCCACUUGCCGGCGCUAACACAUCCCCCGGCAGCUCGAAACGUGGCGGCGGCACAGCCGCGAAGGAUUGGCCGGUGAUCUUGUCACAGAGAGGCGACAAUGUGACGAGAGCGACAAUUUUCUGCAGACACCGCGUGCGCGAGCAGGGCUUCGGAUGUAUAAGUGCGUAUCUUAUCACGCAGAAUAGGGGCUUGCUGCUGACCGUGCGCGGUAUGAUCAAGGUCGAGGACGUCGACGCUGUCUCAACUGUUUGA